This is a messenger RNA of Anoplopoma fimbria (sablefish), 4286 nucleotides long. RefSeq names its product DNA repair protein XRCC4-like. Gene Ontology annotation, cellular component: DNA-dependent protein kinase-DNA ligase 4 complex; DNA ligase IV complex; nucleus. Lineage: Eukaryota; Metazoa; Chordata; Actinopteri; Perciformes; Anoplopomatidae. The coding region runs from base 5 to 967 and encodes 320 amino acids. Gene Ontology annotation, molecular function: DNA binding. Gene Ontology annotation, biological process: positive regulation of ligase activity; double-strand break repair via nonhomologous end joining; response to X-ray. The transcript is spliced from 8 exons. The record is from RefSeq and is a predicted model, not a curated record.
GUCAAUGGAGAGCAGUAGUGAUUUGAGUGUCAUACAGACAUGCCUUCGUUUGGACGUCGCAGUAGUUAGCCCAUACUGUACCGUCAUGAGUGGUACAGUCCGACAGAUUACUGUAGCUACUGAUCCAGGCUCCCCUUACUUCCUGCGAGUGGACUGGGCUUUCGACUUGGUGUCUGGGGUCAAAUUAGCUCUCACUGAUGGCAGCUCGGCGUGGAUCGGAGAGGUUUCAGAAGAUGACGUGACAAGGGAAGCCAACAAUCUGGGAGCCACAAGAGAAAGAUAUGUUGAGGAUCUUCUCCAAGCGCUAACAGGAGGUGAAGGAGGAAGGAAAGGAGGCGACAAGGAGGUGUAUUCUUUCCACGUCACUCCAGAUCACUGUCAUCUCUCAUAUCAGAAGAUCUGUAAUGACAUCUCGUUGCACUUGGGUUCCGUGGAGCUAAAGCCAGCUCCAGACCCGCUAGAGCUGAACCGGGAGAUGAUUGGCCAGUCCCUAAAGCGCAGUACAGAUCUGGAGUCCAAAAAUUGCCAUCUGUUGAAGGAGAACCGUAGGCUGAAACAGGAGCACCACAGAAUUCUCAGAGAGCUGGAGCAGCAGGUUGAGGAUAAGGAGAUGUUGGAGGGCGAGCUGUACUCCCAUUUUGUCACAGUGCUGAAUGAGAAGAAGGCCAAGAUCAGAGGCCUGCAGGAUGCUGUCCGCCAGCUCCAACAGACUGAAGGCCAGCAGAGAGAUGAGGAAGGGAGACAAAGUGACGAUGACACAACCCAGGGUGAAGACAACAGUCAGGACAAAAGAGAGGAGACCGUUCCGAGCAUCCAUCCACCUCAGCAGCCAACCAUUCUCCUCAGGGGUGAUAGUCUGGUGUGCCAUGGCAUCUCUGUGGACCGGACCUUUUCGGAUGAGGAAGAUGAACAGCCGAGACGGAAGCCUAGUUUGCUUCACAGCCCAGAACCUUCUGAUCAGGAAUAGAAACUCAGAUGACAUCCAGGACUCAUCAUGGACAUGAUUAAAGCCCCCUAAAUCUAAGUUUUUUUUGAUGAAAAGGGUUUAUUUAUCCCUCUCCAGCUAUGUGGCAAACUACUUUCAACUAGUCAACCCUCACCUCAAUGCUAGCAACAACAGUGACAACCUGGAAACAGUGGUGGGAGGUGUCCACAGAUUUGAUGCCAGAUUUUGUUCCAGAUUGAGAAAGCAAUUCUCAGAAAACCCGAGCAUGUUACUGCCAUCUGGUUUGCUUUAACUGUGACAAUUAUCUGCCACAGCUCUCCAGAGAGACUUGCUGCUUGUCUGUCGUCUUCAAUAAAUCAAAGACGAGCACUGAAUGACGCUAUCUAUGUUACCAAACACUCCAGACUGCGUUCUCCAUUCAGUGCUGCCGUCAAGACUUUACCCAGAUGCGUAAGUGGUCAUGUGAUAACAGACACUUAACGCCCUCCAGUGCUUCCUCGGGAACUGCUAGUGCUGCUAAUGAUUUGGAAAACAUGGUGGAGGAUCUGGACCAGCAGUAUGGAAGCAAUUUCCCAACAGUCUGACUUUGCCCUGAGCUCAAAUUUGGCUGCCAAGCCCCUCACCCUUGGCUCUGUGUGAGACCAGAGUAACAACUACUAAGGGACAACAGGUUACACCCUGAAAAUAGGGUGUCACCAACAACGAACCAAAGCUGCUUUGUUGCUGCUUAUUCAUCAUGUCUUGCUGAUGUUUUCCUCCCUCUUUUCAUUAUGAAAAUAAACUAUACGCCAUCUCUUUCAUUUCCACUUUCCAAACUAGCAUUUUGACCUCCCUCUUGUUUCUCGAUUUUCAUCUGCCCUUUUAUUCUGUAGAUGUGUUGUGCUCCAAACUACCUGAGGGGUGUUUUGCAGAGGGUUAAUGGGGUUGUGUUGUCUCUCUGUCUUCACCUCCUCACCUCUUCCUUUACCUCUGCUACCAGCUUUAGGUCCUGAGGUCAUCACAGUGUGUCUUCACACUGAGAGUAAUGAACCUAUGCAGAUAAUUUCUUGGUCUUUUUCUGACCAUUCUACCUUUGACUUCUGGACCUUUCUGCUGUCUUUUAUAAUUUUGAUGAUACUUGUAUGUCUGCUGAAAACCACAGGUGGUCGCCUAGAUAAUCCCACAACACGCGCUUGCUGGUUUAGUAAUCCCCACAGGAAUGUCACACUCGUUGCUCUACACAUCCCAUAAAUAAGGCUUUUUAUAAAAGGAAGGCCAGAUCAGUCUUAAGGAUCAUUUACGGAUGAGCACAUGACAUCGUGCCAUGAAGGGUCAGACAAAGUGUGAAGGACAAGAUAGGAAACUGUACUGAAUAAUUCAUUUUGUGGUUUCAUUCAGAGCAUAACGAUAGCAUGCAUUGAAUGCAGAGUAUUCUAAAACGGGCCAAUUUGUGUUGUUUUCUUAUUUUGGAUUGGAUUGGACGUUUUUCUUAUUUCAAUGGUUUCCACUUUCAAUCAGUUGAUUCAAGAAUAAAUAUUUUUAUUUUAUUUUGGAUAUACAACAAUUGUCCCUGGAAAUGUAUUACAAACACAUGAAGGAAAACGUAAUGUUUUAAUAUGUGAAAUGUUGUCAAUGUUCUUCAAAUGUGUUGGUACAACAUAAGGCAUGUUAAUUCCAACCUGACAUGAAUACAAAUUUUACUUUUCAAUAUUUUUGUCUUUUCAGUAUUUUCAAUAUCACACUUCAUUAUCCAAGAGACAAACGACAUGCAGCUAUGAGGAGCAUCCAUAUGGUUAAUAAAAGUAAAUUAAUAAUAAUUUAAGCUGAAAACCAUGAUGUGUCUUUGAUCGAACAUGUGAAAUGUUUGUGAUGAGAGGCUUUAUAUUGUACAGUGAAAACAUGAAAUGUAGAAAUGUCAGUGUAAAUCAGCAGUAUGAAGAUGUUUAUCGUCAGUAUGAAUUUUUAUUUAUACAAAAGGAAUGACGUGUAAUUGUUUGGAAACAACAAAGAAAAUCUCAGCAGCGGUACAUGGUGGCCCUUGUGGACAUUUGUAUAUCUAUGUACAACAUGCAUACAGUAAAGUCAGUGCAUAGAUAAUCUAGUUAAUCUUUAAUGAAUCCAGUUAAUUAGCAUGUUAAUGAGGAAAAGUGACUACUAUUAAGCAGCAGUCACCUUUCCAUUGUGUGUCUGUUUUUAUUUGAGCCACAAAAUAAUUGAGCUUUAAUAUCCAAUAAUAUAAGCUCAGAUGAAUUCCCAGGGAUGAACUUGCUCUGUUGGCUUGUCAUAGUAGUAUACAUUGUAAACAAUCAGCAACUAUGUCUUUAAAAGUCAGUAAAUGUUGAAUUCUAUUUUCCUCUGUGCAAUAGCAUUUUGGAAUAAAGUUGUGAAGUUACAACAACAUGGUCUUCUAGCAAGGGCAGUCUAGAUAAACCGGUCUAAACCGCAGUCCAUGCAGCUGAAAGGGUUAACUCUGUUUGUGAGAGAGCGAUGAUGGCUGUGCGAGGAUGAAAUUAAACGUUCAGUCACUUGCUUAUCAUCGUCAUUCACUUACUGCAUGCACCUGUAGGAUUCCCAUCAUCCAUUGGAAUAACGGGUCUUCCUGCUUUCCUGCCACCGAGCUGCAGAGAGACAGAGUGGUCUUUGUUUGUUUCUCACUGCCUCUCACCGCCACACUGUAAUGUCUGAAACAGAUUGGAUUUACACAUAGACUGUAUAUAAGAAGUGGAAGCCUUGAGUUUGUCAUUUUGACUGAUGCCAUCUUGUUUUUUGGCUGUUGCCAUUUUGUUUUUUUGGAAACAGUCGUGACAAGAGGGUGGAACUAAGCACAAGCGAACGCUGAGUAUGACAUUUUUAGGCAACCAAAACUGUUACGAUAACCUUUCAUAAACUGAAAACACACUGUAAAAGGGUUAAAGUUGUAAGACAAAAAAACGGACAACUCCCAGAGCGGACAAUGCCGUGCUAGCGACCUGUCAACCACAAAGUAGCCAGGCCCUAAAGCAAACCCUGCUUUAUUGUCUACGUUUCUCUAAAUGGGACUAUAAUUCACUGAAUGAACAUCAUGCUGUAUUGUACUUCUGUUCAAUCUGACUUUUUUUCCAACCAGAAGAGUCGCCACCUGCUGGCCAUUAGAAAGAAUUCAAGCUUUAAGGCACUUUAACAUUGGCUUCACUUUUGGUUGCCCCCACGAGUUACACAAGUGUUGUUUGAAAACUGAAAAUGACAACUAAUUUGAGAAUAUAUAAUCAAAUACUAGCUAUUACGUACCCCUUAGGCAUAUUGAACCAAUUGGUGAUGCUUCCAUUUUUGAUUGUGGUGAAUGAAACACAUUUUUCAAUUCUGUAAAACCAGUGGUACAAUA